GCGGGGUUGAGAGGAACGGAGGUGUAAACGGAGAGAGCUUUCUCUAUCUCUCUCUCUCCCAUAACUGAAUGAAUUUCGAUAUAAAAGUAACAGAAGUACACCUCCACGGGAACAAACUUCAACAACAUUUGAUAUACUUUAUAUUCAAAUGUAUUUAUUUAUAAAUGUAAAUAUUUGACUAGAUACAGAAAACUACAGCUGGACUUGCGCGUCCUAAACUUAUAAGAAUUAAACUACUUCUGAAGCUUCGACUACGACUGCAAAAACUACUAACUACUACUGCUACGGCCGCCAACACUACUACUGCUACUGCUGUUACCACUACUACAAUUGCUAUUACUACUGCUACUCCCUCCCCGUUGGAAGAUGACAACUUUAACUAACGGACAGGUGGACGGCAUGGGACAUGGUGGGGCUGCCAGCUCCAAUGGGCUCGUGAACGGAUUAAGCCACAGUCCCGCGAACUGCGCCACCAUUCCCAUGAAGGACCACGAUGCCAUCAAACUGUUCAUCGGGCAAAUCCCGCGCAAUCUGGACGAGAAGGACCUCCGACCGCUCUUCGAGGAAUUUGGCAAGAUCUACGAGCUCACCGUGCUCAAGGACCGCUUCACGGGGAUGCACAAAGGCUGUGCCUUCCUCACCUACUGUGCCAGAGAUUCUGCCCUGAAAGCUCAGACUGCCCUCCAUGAACAGAAGACCCUGCCAGGGAUGAACAGACCAAUCCAAGUGAAGCCAGCAGACAGUGAGAGCCGAGGAGAAGACAGAAAACUGUUUGUGGGCAUGCUCAACAAGCAGCAGUCGGAGGACGAUGUGCGGCGCCUCUUUGAGUCCUUCGGCAGCAUCGAGGAGUGCACUAUCCUUAGGGGUCCUGACGGAAACAGCAAAGGCUGUGCCUUUGUGAAAUACUCUUCCCACACUGAAGCCCAGGCAGCCAUCGGAGCCCUCCACGGCAGCCAGACCAUGCCUGGUGCCUCCUCCAGCCUGGUGGUGAAGUUCGCCGACACAGACAAGGAGCGCACCAUUCGCCGCAUGCAGCAGAUGGCUGGUCAGAUGGGCCUGUUCAACCCCAUGGCCCUGCAGUUUGGGGCCUAUGGCGCCUACGCACAGGCACAGGUCCAGCAGCAGGCAGCGCUGAUGGCGUCCGUGGGUCAGGGCGGGUACCUCAGCCCCAUGGCUGCCUUCGCCGCCCAGAUGCAGCACAUGGCCACAAUCAACGGGCUCCCUGGGGCCCCCUUAACGCCCACCUCAGGUGGUAGCACGCCUCCAGGUAUCCCCGCCCCAGCAGUGACCAGCAUCCCCUCCCCCAUUAGCGUGAAUGGCUUCACUGGGCUGCCCCCGCCCCAGGCCAACGGCCCGCCCCCCGCCGAAGCCGUCUUCACCAAUGGGAUACACCCCUACCCAGCAGCACAGAGCCCCACCACGGCUGACCCCUUACAGCAAGCCUAUGCAGGAGUCCAGCAGUACGCAGCAGCCUAUCCUGCUGCAUACGGACAGAUCAGCCAGACCUUCCCCCAGCCUCCUGCACUCAUCGCCCAGCAACAGAGAGAAGGCCCGGAGGGGUGUAACCUGUUUAUCUACCACCUCCCUCAGGAGUUUGGGGAUGGCGAGCUCAUGCAGACCUUCCUGCCUUUCGGUAAUGUCAUCUCCUCCAAAGUGUUUGUGGAUCGGGCGACAAACCAAAGUAAAUGCUUUGGCUUUGUGAGUUUCGAUAACCCCGCCAGCGCCCAAGCGGCCAUACAGUCUAUGAAUGGCUUUCAGAUCGGUAUGAAGAGACUCAAGGUCCAGCUGAAGAGGCCCAAGGAUGCCAACCGCCCUUACUAGCCCUGCCCACAUACCCCACUGGCUGGGGGACAACCACUGCUGGAGCACAAAGGGAAUAACAGGUUUCGAAAUGCAUGUUUCUGACAUGGAAAAUGUAAAAAAAAAAAAAAAAACCUUCAAGAAUAUCAAAUAAAGAACUAUGGGGUCACAGAGGGGCCUGGGCAGGCCUGACACUGAUGCUGAAAAGGAUUGAAAUCAGACAACAACGCGAGUUACUGCUGGAUCAAAACUGUACAUAUCAGAGGAGAGGGGAGACAUGGAAAUGUGUUAGCAUGGGUGUAUGGGGGCCAAUAAUGUGCCACACCCAAACUCACCAACCAAUAACAUUCCUCCUAAACCCUCUCCCGGGUGAAUCGUUGCUGGAGGCCCACAGACAUGUUUGGAGCUGAGUGGACGACAUGGCAAAUUCUGACUGAACACUUGGAACAUCAAAAUGAAAUAACGUAAACAAAAAAAAUUAGCAUUUUUGAAGCCGCCAACAAAGAGAAAAUAGCUAUGGGAUUUUUUUUUCAGAGUGAGAAAGAAUCUCUUUUUUUAUGGAGCAUACAACAUUUCAGGUCACAACGAUCCUGAUCAGCCAUCUUUACUUGGAGUGCCUCUCCGUUUCCAGGGGACGUCGUUGCUAUGUUGACCCGUAGCAACAGUCUCCAAGGAGUCUCUUACCUGUCAUUCCUUUGCUAUUAUAGGGACCAAAGGACAAGCGUUUUUAUCACUUAAAGACUCGCAGCUGUGACUGAGUUGGACCAUUUAAUAUCUUCUGCUGUUUGUGUAACAGUUUGGAAAAAAAGACAAAUGUAAAGUUAUAAUAUUGCUGAUAGGCUUUUUAAUGACAAACUGUUCCUUGUUUGAUACUUUGCCGCCACCGUGCAGGGAAGCGAGACACGCCAUGGCAGACAUUCACAAUGCUGGUUUACAAUUACUGCUCAAUAUCACAUUGAGAUUCAUCUUUCUCCUUUUGUUCUUUCUUUCUUUUUGAUGAGGUAAUGCAGGGGAAGGUUGCAAUAUUCACUACAGCAACCUCACAUUUGAUAACUUAAAAAAAGAAAACGUCUCAAAACAAUAUAAAUAUCCAAUCAUGUAAGU
Molecule: messenger RNA, 2904 nt
Organism: Megalops cyprinoides (Indo-Pacific tarpon)
Lineage: Eukaryota; Metazoa; Chordata; Actinopteri; Elopiformes; Megalopidae
Product: CUGBP Elav-like family member 4
Exons: 13
Coding region: 367-1821 (484 amino acids)
Biological process (GO): regulation of alternative mRNA splicing, via spliceosome; mRNA splice site recognition
Cellular component (GO): cytoplasm; nucleus; ribonucleoprotein complex
Molecular function (GO): mRNA binding
Source: RefSeq, a predicted model, not a curated record